This is a messenger RNA of Nylanderia fulva, 1469 nucleotides long. The record is from RefSeq and is a predicted model, not a curated record. Lineage: Eukaryota; Metazoa; Arthropoda; Insecta; Hymenoptera; Formicidae.
AUGGCUAGUUUUAAAAUUUCCGCACCGGGCCGAAUCGUCUUAGCCGGAGAAUACUCGGCGAUGUAUCAAAAACACUGUGUCUCGACUAGCUUAGAUCGUCGUACCAAACUCACAUUCCGUGAAUUACCACAAGGGUGGCCAAUUGAGAUAGAAUUCCCAGAUGUGAAUCUACAGAUUAAAGUACCUUUAGAAGAAGUUUGUGGCUACCUUUCUGAAGAGCAAGAGAACCAAUUAAAUCCAAACUUUAGGAUUAAAUAUGUGAAAUCCUUUAUUAACUUCAACGGCAUGUGGCGUACAUUUCAGCAGAGAUUUAGUUUACAAAUGUUUUUUUGCUUGCUUUAUAAUAUAGCUGUUCAGGAAGAACUUGACAUAAGAUCUUUUCACGUGCAUGUAACCUCGAAUAUACCGCUCGAUGCUGGUCUUGGCAGUUCGACAUCGUUGGCUGUGUGUCUGACUGCGUGUUUUCUUCAUUGGUAUCGUUUACAGAGUGAUCAUCGUGAAAAUAUUGAAUUUGGUAACAUUGAUUUUUUGAUAAAUGUUGGAAUUUACGUUAAAGAUUGCGAGGAACGUAUGCAAGACUAUCAAUGUACGCAGAUCGAUACCGACGUUUGUGUAUUUGGCUUUGCAGCAUAUAGUCUACUUAUUGAUUAUGUAAAGUACACUCAUGAGGAAUUCACAAAGAUGACCGGAAUGAAGAUUCUUCUGAUCGAUUCAGGUAUUCGCCAGAAAAAGUACGAUCAAGCAAGACAAAUGACACAGCUGAAAUCUCAAUUUCCUCUUAUGUUUGAUAAUACAAUCCGUACAUUACAUAGAUAUGUAAUAAAAAUGUAUCAUUGGUUCCACUCACUAAGUUUUAGUGUUCGAAAUGCCAAUUCAACUGUGCAAGAAUUUCAUUAUAAAAAAUUACAGUGUUAUAUUAGAAAGAUUCAACUAUUAUUAUGGAGCCAAUGUUUGUCCGAUGAGGCAUUCAAUCGUUAUUUCCGCAGUCGCAGAUGAUAUUGAAUACGCGGCAAAACUUACAGAUUUUGGACCUAAAUAUGCGUAUAUUGUGCUACCACCGCACAUUACAAACGACGAAAUCAGGAAAAUCUCGACACAGCUAAGGAAUGAGAAUUACCUUGUUAUAAAUAAUCAAUUGUGAUGGAGUAAAACUUGAUGAUUGAUUCGGUUAAAAUUGACGCGAUUAUUAUAUGUAUAAAUGACUAAAUAAUAACAAAUAACUAAACGUGAAAAAAAGUUAAAAUAAUUAACUUAACUGUGUUAGUUUAAGGAAAAUAUGACAAUAUACAUUUUAGUUCAAUUUAUGUAUAUAUUUUAUUACUCAAAGAUUGCGGUUUGUUAACAUGGCAGCGUAUUGAAUUAUAAAAUCAAAAGUGAGAAAUCAUUGAAUAUUUUCUUCCAAAAAUAGUCAAAAAAUAUUGGUUUUUUUGUAAUCUAUCUUAAUAAAUAUUAAAUAUAUAAGCAUUGUU